UCCUUUACCUGCGUGGGAUCCUGACAGUUUUGGAUCUCUUAAUUGUCACAGCUAUCAGUUUCUAUGUGCAACAAGAGGAAGAUAAAACAGAGUUGAAAUCCCCGUCAGGAGGAACUUUAUUUCCGAGAGCUUGCAGCACCGACUCAGUGGAGUAUUCAUGAAGCAAUAUUUGAGCUAUUACAAGAUGAGGCUGAGAACAUCGAGGUUAGGUUAUCUGUUAAUUCAGUUCACGGCGCUUUGCUUUUACGCACAGAACUCUGUGCAGUCUCCUCCUAAUUUCAAGCACCAUGUCACCGAGCAGAGCCGGCUGUCGGAUCGGAUGAGCCGCAGGUUGACACGAACCUACCAGCUGUACAGCCGCACCAGCGGGAAACACGUCCAGGUCCUGGCCAACAAGAGAGUGAACGCCAACGGGGACGACGGAGCGGUGCACGCUAAACUGGAGGUGGAGACAGACUCUUUUGGAAGCCGUAUCCGUAUUAGAGGGGUGAAGACAGGAUACUACAUAUGUAUGAACAAGAGGGGAAAGCUGAUCGGCAAGCGGAAAGGACGUGGCAAAGACUGCAUCUUCACUGAGAUUGUUCUGGAAAACAACUACACGGCACUCCAGAACGCCAAGUACGAGGGUUGGUACAUGGCUUUCACACGCAAGGGCCGUCCAAGGAAGGCCUCCAAGACCAAGCAGCACCAGAGGGAGGCCCAUUUCAUGAAGCGACUACCAAGGGGGCACUUACUGAGCGAGAGGAGGCCGUUUGAUGUCCUUCCUCUUGCUGUCCCAGCGCAUCCUUUAGGCAAACGGACUAAACAUUCCCAUCACCAGCGCUCAGGGGGCCGCUGAGGACUGAAACCAGUGAGGGAGAACUGUGGAUGAACCGGAACAAACAGAAACCACUACAAGAGAAAUUAGCUAUUACAGUCAAGUGCCCAUACAUGUUUGCCUCAUUUUGUGUAAUUACUGCUCUGGAUUGUAUGUAAACAUUGUCUGUCUAAUCUGUUAGCUAUUUCAAAUUCAGAAGGACUUUAGGACAGAUGUACUUAUCAUAUCAAAGAGGACUUAGGUACACAUGAGCUCAGAUAUAUUGUAUUAAUAAAAGCCUGUGGUCAGAAGUUGCUAUGGACUCAGCAACAAAGAAUGUUUAACAAAAAAAAAGAGUAAAAUGAAGCGAAACAUGGCAGCUAUCUGUGGAACUUCAUGUGGUCACAGCAUUUAAGUCUCAGUUGAUAUGCCUUUAGGAGGCCGUUUUGAAGAAUGUUUAACCUGUUUUUUUUUUUUUUUUACAUAUAUGAAUAUAUUUUUACU
This is a messenger RNA of Notolabrus celidotus (New Zealand spotty), 1300 nucleotides long. It is a transcript of the gene fgf8b, whose product is annotated as fibroblast growth factor 8 b. The coding region runs from base 158 to 838 and encodes 226 amino acids. Gene Ontology annotation, molecular function: type 2 fibroblast growth factor receptor binding; type 1 fibroblast growth factor receptor binding; growth factor activity. The record is from RefSeq and is a predicted model, not a curated record. Gene Ontology annotation, cellular component: cytoplasm. NCBI's taxonomy places the organism in Eukaryota, Metazoa, Chordata, Actinopteri, Labriformes, Labridae. Gene Ontology annotation, biological process: positive regulation of cell population proliferation; neuron differentiation; positive regulation of gene expression. The transcript has 5 exons.